Messenger RNA from Zophobas morio, 444 nucleotides. RefSeq lists its product as uncharacterized. The transcript is spliced from 3 exons. The record is from RefSeq and is a predicted model, not a curated record. Bases 21 to 326 code for a protein of 101 amino acids. Lineage: Eukaryota; Metazoa; Arthropoda; Insecta; Coleoptera; Tenebrionidae.
UCCAUCACUUACGCUUCAGAAUGUGGAAACCCAGUAUUUUAAUUUUUUUGGUGCUUAUCGUUUCUGAAGUGAGGACCACGCAAUACGCUUAUGAACCUGGUUCAGUGACUUGCUUCUUGGAAGCUUGCCCUCCUGGAACCACCAAGUGCAAAAAAACUAACAGAGUGCAGACUCUAGAAAACGGGGACACUUUUUCUUCAAUUGACUGUCUAAAUGAAAAAGGAAACCCCCUUAGAAGCCAUUUAGUACAAGACGAAGUCUCGGGCACAGGUUCACAAGAUGUUGUUUACGAGAAACCUACACUUUUCGUACUACAUAAAAACUGAAAUGUCGUUGUAUAACGUUAUUAAUAUCAUUAUAUUUCAAGUUUAAUGAUGCUAAAUGUAGUGCACUGGUUGCAGUCAACUAUAAACCAAAAUUUUUCUCUUCCGAGAUAUAUAAUAA